Molecule: messenger RNA, 1798 nt
Organism: Durio zibethinus
Lineage: Eukaryota; Viridiplantae; Streptophyta; Magnoliopsida; Malvales; Malvaceae
Source: RefSeq, a predicted model, not a curated record
UCAGAGACUGCAAUAGGUUUCACCAGUGAACGUGUGCUUGUAAAGAUUACAGGUCAUUUUGUUGUUGGCAAAAAGUUUCACUGAUGCUUGUAGCGUGAAGGAAUGCUAGAGUACAUGGUUUUAGUAAAUAGCCAAGCUGCUGAAGACAACAUGUUGAGAAUUUCCAGAAUUUUGGGAGAUGAAAAAUGUGAUAGUUACUUACUUUUUUAUGCUGAAACUGUGUUUGGGAAUGGGUUACGGGCCUUCUUAUAUUUUCUUGGCCUUGCAUACUGCUUCAUUGGGUUGUCAGCUAUAACUGCUCAUUUCUUCCGAGCAAUGGAGAAUGUUGUGAAACAAACACGUACAGUUAGUAAUACUGAAAUUAUUAGACAAGAAAAGGUGUGGAAUUAUACUAUUGCAGACAUUACCCUGCUUGCCUUCGGGACCAGCUUCCCUCAAAUUUCUUUAGCUACUAUUGAUGCUAUUCGAAACAUUGGCAACCUGUAUGCUGGAGGUUUGGGCCCCGGAACUCUUGUGGGUUCGGCUGCAUUCGACCUUUUUCCCAUCCAUGCUGUUUGUGUUGUAGUUCCAAAAGCGGGGGAGUUGAAAAAAAUAUCUGAUAUAGGUGUUUGGCUGGUGGAGCUUUUUUGGUCCUUCUGGGCUUAUGCUUGGCUGUACAUAAUUUUAGAGGUGUGGACACCAAACGUGGUUACACUUUGGGAGGCCUUACUGACGGUCUUGAUGUAUGGACUACUGCUUAUUCAUGCAUAUGCUCAAGACAAACGCUGGCCUUAUAUAUCUCUGCCCUUAACAAGAAGUGAGAGGCCGUGGGACUGGGUGCCGGCAGAGGUUGCCUCAGUUGAAUGUGAGGGUGUUGCCUUUGAUGGGUAUUCUGAGAUACCUCCAGGUGAAGAAGAUGAAAACAAGGAAAUUGUUGAUAUUUUUUCCAUUCAUUCAGAAAAUCGAGAAGGCUCUUCUUAUCAAAAGGUGCCUGCAGCAGAAGAUUUAAUCGUAAACUCUAACAGACCCUUUCAGAAGGAGACCAAUUUAGAAAAUCUUCAUGUGCUUGAACUUUGGAAAAGACAGUUCGUGGAUGCACUUACAUUGGAAAGCCCUGAAUCAAUGAAACUAAACAAUAUCCAUCUUCGGCUACCUAGAAUAUUUUGGCAGUCACUACUUGCACCAUGGAGACUUCUGUUUGCCUUUGUACCUCCUCAUCACAUUGCUCAUGGAUGGAUUACCUUCAUUUGCUCCCUAGUUUUCAUCAGUGGGAUAGCUUACAUUGUAACAAAGCUGACUGAUCUUCUAAGUUGUGUCACAGGGAUAAAUGCUUAUGUCAUAGCAUUUACGGCAUUAGCAGCUGGAACUUCAUGGCCAGAUUUAGUAGCAAGUAAGAUUGCUGCUGAACGUCAGAUAACAGCUGACUCUGCUAUUGCAAAUAUUACUUGCAGUAAUUCAGUGAAUAUUUAUGUGGGCAUUGGUGUUCCGUGGCUGAUAGAUACUGUAUACAAUUUCAUUGCAUAUAGAGAACCGUUGCGGGUAGAAAAUGCAGAGGGACUCAGCUUCUCUCUGCUUGUAUUCUUCUUUACCUCCGUAGGCUGUAUUUCGGUUUUGGUGGUUAGGCGCCUGAUUCUAGGUGCGGAGCUCGGCGGCCCUAGGUUUUGGGCCUGGGUUACUAGUGCAUUCUUCAUGUUGCUCUGGCUUAUAUUUGUUGUGCUAUCUUCCCUUAGAGUUUCUGGCAUCAUAUGAUACGAGACUCGUAUUCAUUUCUACCCAAAAAAAAAAAUAAAAAUUUGUAGCAGUACUAGUCUUUUCAUCG